CUCCUAUGAGUAAUGUAAUAAGAGCAGAGGCUCACACAGACCGGUCUGUUUGUCACAACGACUGAGUGAGUGAGUGAGUGAAGCAGCAGCUGAAACAGACGACCACAAGGACUCAACUCCAACACCUACUGAAAGCUCGUCGCCCUGGAGACGACUGAGAAACCUGAAUAAGGAGGCGAGGAGGACCCCCCCCCAGCAGACAGACAGACAGACGCAGCAGAGCUCAGAGCGGCAUGGACCACCACGCCAAAGUGGAACGUUUCCUCAAACUGGGAUACUCCCACAGCGACAUCCUGCGGGUUCUGGAGAGCCUCCGCCACGACGCCCAGACCAACGACAUCCUGGAGGAGCUGAUCAAGACCUGCCAUACUCGGACGUACACCAACAAAAGUCUGCCCAACAGUCCCAAACUGGUGCCCAGAGGCUGCAGCCCGGCUCCCAUCCAGCCCAGUCCAGGACCGGGAACAGGACCGGGAACAGGACCAGGACCGGACCGAGAGCCAGCUGCUGGAUUCAGACCGGUGGUUAUAGAUGGAAGCAACGUGGCCAUGAGCCAUGGAGACAAGAAGGUGUUUUCAUGCCAGGGCCUCCAGCUGGCAGUGGACUGGUUCUGGGACAAAGGGAUACGGGACAUCACUGUUUUCGUCCCUCUGUGGAGGAAAGAGCAGCCGCGGCCUGAGGCGCCCAUCACUGAUCAGCAUAUUCUCCAUGAACUGGAGGGGAGAAAGAUCCUGGUGUACACACCCUCCCGUUGUGUGAAUGGUAAGAGGGUGGUGUGUUACGACGACCGCUACAUUGUCAAACUGGCGUGCGACUCGGACGGCAUCAUCGUAUCCAACGACAACUACCGUGACCUGCAGACAGAGAAUCCCCAGUGGAAGAAGUUCAUAGAAGAGAGGCUCCUCAUGUACACCUUCGCCAAUGACAAGUUCAUGCCUCCAGACGAUCCUCUGGGCAGAAAUGGACCAACCAUCGAUGACUUUCUACGAAAGAAGCCGUGGAACCCAGAGAACAACAAGCAGCAGCACUGUCCUUAUGGAAAGAAAUGCACUUACGGAGUUAAGUGUAAGUUCUACCACCCGGAGCGGACCAACCAAUCACAGCUGUCCGUAGCUGAUGAACUGAGGGCGCUAAGAGACAAAGCCAAAACGCUUCCGUCCAAUCAGAGCCUCCCGGACUCACAGUGGGGCGUCGGUGUUUAUCAGUCCGACGACCAGUGUCAGCGGGCUUCCCCCACCUGUCUGACCCCGCCCAACGCCCACCGCCACCACCGCCUCAGCCCGGACGUAGAUGAGGCCUUCAGUUCCCUGGACAGCAGCUUGUCCCGCCUCUACAUCCAGGACGGGCCCUUCAGCGUGGAGCGGCCCCCGCACAGCUACAGCAGCGGGGUGGCCAGCUACAGCCUCAGCCACGACGGGCCCUACAGCGGGAGGCACAGUCUGGACGGAGGGGGCUUCUACCCCCAGCAGAACGGCUCCAGGUCCGGGCCCGUAUGCAACCAGUGCAGCUGCAGUCAGACCAGGAUACCAUCCGCCCCCCCAGGCUGGGGCUCCUGCCCGGCCCUACCCCCGCACAACAGGGACUGCACCGGCUACUAUUCAGACAAGCACUUCUACAGGCAGACGGGUCCGUCCAAGGGACAGUCCAGCAGCCUCCCCAGGGACCCGUGGGUGGACCCCCAGCAGAGCAGAAGCAGGAGUCCAGGGGCCGAGCAGAGGAAGGCCCUGAGGAGCCAGCUGAGCACCCUGUUCCCCCAGAGCAUGGUGGAGCAGGUCAUGAACGCCUACCCCCACGUUUCAGACAUGUCCCAACUCAUCUCACUCAUUCAGAGAUACAGGAGCAGUCACAUGACCUACUAAAGGAGUCACAUGACCUACGAAAGCAGUCACAUGACCUACGAAAGCAGUCACAUGACCUACAAAAGGUGUCACAUGACCUACUAAAGGAGUCACAUGACCUACGAAAGGAGUCACAUGACCUACAAAAGGUGUCACAUGACCUACUAAAGGAGUCACAUGACCUACGAAAGCAGUCACAUGACCUACGAAAGGAGUCACAUGACCUACGAAAGCAGUCACAUGACCUACGAAAGCAGUCACAUGACCUACGAAAGGAGUCACAUGACCUACAAAAGGUGUCACAUGACCUACUAAAGGAGUCACAUGACCUACGAAAGCAGUCACAUGACCUACGAAAGGUGUCACAUGACCUACGAAAGCAGUCACAUGACCUACGAAAGCAGUCACAUGACCUACGAAAGGUGUCACAUGACCUACGAAAGGUGUCACAUGACCUACGAAAGCAGUCACAUGACCUACUAAAGGAGUCACAUGACCUACGAAAGCAGUCACAUGACCUACGAAAGCAGUCACAUGACCUACUAAAGGAGUCACAUGACCUACGAAAGCAGUCACAUGACCUACGAAAGCAGUCACAUGACCUACUAAAGGAGUCACAUGACCUACGAAAGGAGUCACAUGACCUACGAAAGCAGUCACAUGACCUACUAAAGGAGUCACAUGACCUACGAAAGCAGUCACAUGACCUACGAAAGCAGUCACAUGACCUACGAAAGCAGUCACAUGACCUACGAAAGGUGUCACAUGACCUACAAAAGCAGUCACAUGACCUACAAAAGGAGUCACAUGACCUACUAAAGGAGUCACAUGACCUACGAAAGCAGUCACAUGACCUACGAAAGCAGUCACAUGACCUACGAAAGCAGUCACAUGACCUACGAAAGCAGUCACAUGACCUACAAAAGCAGUCACAUGACCUACAAAAGCAGUCACAUGACCUACUAAAGGAGUCACAUGACCUACGAAAGCAGUCACAUGACCUACGAAAGCAGUCACAUGACCUACAAAAGGUGUCACAUGACCUACUAAAGGAGUCACAUGACCUACGAAAGGAGUCACAUGACCUACGAAAGGUGUCACAUGACCUACGAAAGCAGUCACAUGACCUACGAAAAGCAGUCACAUGACCUAC
This is a messenger RNA of Sphaeramia orbicularis (orbiculate cardinalfish), 2991 nucleotides long. Its product is annotated as probable ribonuclease ZC3H12D. Bases 234 to 1859 code for a protein of 541 amino acids. The record is from RefSeq and is a predicted model, not a curated record. Lineage: Eukaryota; Metazoa; Chordata; Actinopteri; Kurtiformes; Apogonidae. The transcript has 6 exons. Gene Ontology annotation, cellular component: cytoplasmic ribonucleoprotein granule; nucleus. Gene Ontology annotation, molecular function: mRNA binding; RNA endonuclease activity; metal ion binding.